AUGUCCCACGCAACGGCGUUCGAGCUGUCGACUCCUUACAACCGCCACGUCUAUAAUUACGAGCGAUACGAUGCGAUGCUCAACGCCGUGGUGCCGCUUGUGCCAACGCGGCCGCCGCCUCGGUCCAGCGGGCGCGCCCAAGCCAAGUCGCUCAGUGGUGCGUCGACACCCGAGGCGGGAGCGCCCGGCGUCCGGCGUGACACGGGCAAGUCGUCCAAGCGCCACACGCUACUGCUGCCGCAGAUCUCGACGCCCGACGAAAACAACGCGACGACGACGUUCAUUACGCAUCUGCGGCAAAAGACCGACGCGGAAGAGCUCCGGCCGCCGUCGCCCUUUGAGGACGAGCGCGACGAGGCGACGGCUGUCGACCAUGACAACUACUUUGGCCUCGACGCACUCUCUCGCUUUUGGCGUAUGUUUCAGCGACAGGAAACCAAUGCCCGAACCAAGCGGCCGCGCCCUCGCUCGGCCCGCACCACGUACCUCCAGCGACUCCAGCAGCUGCACCGAUGCCCCGAGCCAAUGGGCAUCAUUCGCAAAAGCGAAUUGCCUACAGUGGACUUACACGCGUAUGCCAUGGGCAGUGAGGCUGCGACCGCCAUGGGCGCGAGCUUGGCGCUCGUCCCGAGCAUUGAGACGCUCAACUUGGCAUCGAAUCGGAUCUCGGACGCGGCAGCCAGCGACGUGAUUGCAUCGAUGGCAGCGUCGACGACGCUACGAGCGCUUGAUUUCGCCGCCAACGACUUGGGGCUGCAAGCCGCCAAGGCCCUCGCGACGCUUCUCGGGUCGACAAAGACCCUCACGUCCAUCAACCUCGCGCACAACAAGCUCAACAGCCGCGCGAUCGGAGUGCGCUCUCUCGACCAGAAUGCGGUGGCCGAUCGUCCGUCGUUCGUAGCACUCAAGAAGAGUCCGACCGUGACCCAGCUCAACAUUUCCGAGAACGCCUUCUCGACGCCAGGCAUGCUCGCGAUCGCCAAGCUUUUGGAAGAAAGCGCCAAGAUUGAAGAGCUCUACCUGUCCUGGAAUAAAAUUCGCGGCAUUGGCGCGCAGCGGAUCGUCGAGGCCAUUGGCUUCCACAACUCGCUGCGCGUGCUCGACUUGUCGUGGAACAGCCUCAACUCGUGCGCGCACCACACCGUCGCCACGGCCCUCGCCACCGCGCUCGCCAACAACAAGGUGCUCGUGCACCUCGAUUUAAGCAACAACGGCCUCGACGUCGACGACUGCACGAUCCUCUCGAAUGCACUCGUCGCCAACCACACAAUCCUCGGGCUCCACAUGGUCGGCAACCAAGGCUAUGUCGACGCCCGAGGGUUUCUGGUGCCGUCGACGGAGCCCAUGCACUUGCAGGCCCAGCACAAGGUGUCGAGCAUCGCAGAGUACGAACGGUACCAAGGGACCGACGAGAGUGCGUACGAGCACUUUUGGCUCUGCGUCGACCGCCAGUGCUGGCUCUGCGGGCGCUGGUCCGAGUACCGGUUCGUAUGGACGCCACCCCACUCGAUCGACCCGAAAGCCAAGGUGCAACUCCAUCUCUCGAUCGACGACUGGGUCGGCGACUCGAUGAGCCUUGCUGCGAACGACACGUACCUCCUCUACCGCAUGCUUCCGCCGGGCAAAACCCAGUACUUUAUCACGGUCUCGACCGACGUUCUUGCCUCGUCGUCGGUGGCGAGCAGUGGUGGCACGCGCACGGUGCGGCAGUUUUACACGAUGAAGGACAAGCGAGCCUCCCGCAUCCUUCGGCAGCCCGGCGACGACGACAUUUUCGGCACCCUUCACUACGCCAACUACAUCGCCAUGUCGCGCUCGGACGACGCCAACCCGUGUCGGGCCACCAUGCCCCGACCUGGCUCGAACGUCGUCAAGGCGCUCAAGUGGGACAUCAAAAAGUCCGUGUUUGCGUCGCGCGCCAAGGAGAGUCCCAGCAAAGCUUAUGUGGACACGGACAUGCUGGUCACCAAGGCGUUCCUUGUUGACUUCAAGCACUGCAAGAUCGACCGCAUCGUUCGUGACGCGCUUCGAAAGAAAGAGCUCGAGACGAUCGGCGCCGUCUACUUCCGCGUGAUUAGCAAUUUAUACCGCACGUACUGCAACCGCGGCGUCCCGAGCCGGGGCACGGCGAUGGACACGAUUUCGAUCUCGUGGGCCGGGUUUCUCGAGUUUAUCAACGACAGCAAGCUCGUCGACGAGAGCUCCGAGCGCUGCAAGAUGAGCGACAUGGACAACGUCUUCGUCGCUGCCAACCUCGAAGUCACAGACGAAGCCAAGCAGCAAGACAACCCGGAUCGGAGCCUCACGCGCUUUGAGUUUCUCGAGUGCAUCAUCCGCAUCGCGAUCAACAAGUACGCGACGGGCAAAAAUGCCUUGUGCGAGACGCCGGCGCAGGCGUUCGAGAAGCUCAUGCAAGAGCACUUGGUGGCCAUGACGCCCCAAGACAGCAACGAGUUUCGAACCAACUACCUCUACACCGAAGCCGUGAGCGACUGCCUCGUCGAGUAUGUGGUCAUGCUCAAGGACCUCUACCAAGACAACAGCGGCAAGUACUGCAAAGUGGGCGAUGUCAAGGGCAUGGCCAUCCAAGAAUUCAUCGACCUCCUCGAGCGAUUCAAUGUGUUUGACGACAAGUUUAAAGUCCGCGAUGUCCGCGAACCUUUUUUCGCGUCCAAAAUGAUGACCCUGGACGAGAUGGCGUCCACAUCCCAACGGCGCAUCAUCUACUUUACCGAUUUUCUCGAGCUCUUGCUGCGCGUGGCACUGCUGCGGUACCCGCCAGCGUCCGAGUCCGUGCCCGACGCAGUCCACUCGCUCGAGCAACUCUUUGUCGAGCACUUUUGCGCCAAGGACCAGCUCGUCUCGGCCUUUCGAAGCUCGGCCGAGAAGGCGAUGGCAGCGCGGCUUCUCACGACGCCACCAGGCUCGGCGCACGACGAUCCCAAAGGCGCCUCGCCCCGGUCCCGCGGCUCCCGGCGGACGUCUCGGAAAACGCUGGCCGUGCUCGCCAUCAUGAGCUCCGACAUUGGAGACAGCAAACGACAACCGUCUCGAUAAGGCGUCGCAUCCCAUAGAUUCUGCAU
Molecule: messenger RNA, 3083 nt
Organism: Saprolegnia parasitica CBS 223.65
Lineage: Eukaryota; Oomycota; Saprolegniomycetes; Saprolegniales; Saprolegniaceae
Exons: 14
Coding region: 1-3057 (1018 amino acids)
Molecular function (GO): protein binding
Source: RefSeq, a predicted model, not a curated record